AAUUUAUUGUGAAUAACUGUAAUUGUUUUUUGGUGUUUUUUGUUGUUGUUGGUUAAGUUGUUGUGUGUGUAAAAUGAUUUGCCCGAAACGCACAUCGGAGCUGCUGGAUUUGCAUUUGGCGCCGUUUAAGGAUAAGGAUCCUGCGUGGGAGGUCGGCGUCUCGAAGAUCGCCGGCCGUGGCGUCAUGGCCACGCGCAAUCUCAAGCGUGGCGACAUCAUCUUCACCGACAGCCCACUGCUCAUUGGGCUGGCUGCUCACGAGGAGGACUCACUGAAUGGCUGCAGCGUUUGCUUCAAGGCGCUGCCCGAUACGCGCUUCAUGUGCCGCCAGGGCUGCGGCCUGCCCGUCUGCGCUCUGUGCGCCAAGAAGAAGCAGCACAAGACCGACUGCGACAUGUUCAAGGCCUGGGGGCCCAACGAGCCCGACGUGGCCAAUUCGGUGAUGAUUCGCUUGCUGUGCGUGGCGCGUGCCAUCAACUUGAGCAAAGAUGAGCGCGAUCUGAUCUAUUGCCUGCAGGCCAAUUUGGAUAACAAUCAUCGCACCGAGGUGCGCAAUGCCGCCAAGUGCUUCAAGAGCUUCCCCACCGACAAGAAGAUCAUCGAGAUCAUGAACCGCACUGUGGCCGUACUCCGUACGAAUGGAUUCGACAAGACCAGCGAUCGCACCACCGACAAUCAGGAAUUCAGCUAUCGUGCUCUCUAUCCGCUCUUCGGCGUUAUGAAUCACGAUUGCAUUCCCAACUCCUACUACACCUUCGAUGAGAAGACCAACAAUAUGAUCGUUCAUGCCGCUGUGGACAUCCUCGAGGGCGAGGAGAUCACCACGACCUAUACGAAGCUCUUCACCGGCAACAUUGCCAGGCAUCUGUUUCUCAAAAUGAAGAAGGGAUUCACAUGCAAGUGCUCCCGGUGCACAGAUCCAACGGAGAAAGGCGCCUACAUAUCUGGUCUCUAUUGUCGGGACACCAACUGCACUGGUCUGGUAGUGCCGGAAAUAACGGGACUGCCGCAUCCGAAUUGGAACUGCUUGGUCUGCAAGCAAAAGUCGACGCAUGCACAGAUGAUGAAAUCGCAGGACUUCGCCAGCGGCGCCAUCAACGCCAAGGCGAAUUCGAAUUCGCUGCGCACCUUGGUGCACUAUCUGAACGAGAAGAGCGACAGCUUUAUACCCAACAGCAACUAUGUGGUGAUCGAUGCCAAGAUGUCGGUGUUGAAUCGGCUGAAGCAGGGACGCGAGGAUUGCAAUGAUGAGCUGGUGGCCAGCACCAGGCUGCGCUACAGUCGCGACAUAACGCAGAUAAUGGACAAGCUGGGUUUGGGGGAUUCGCUGCUGCGCACACAGCUGGAGAAGCAGCUGCGUCAGGAGGAGGAGCGUCGCGCCAAGAAGCAGCAGGAACAGGCCGAAAAGAAGCGCCAGCUGGCGGAAUUGGAGCUAAAGGCAGCGGAGGCUGACAAGCUGCUGGAAGCUUUGGCAGCGGAGGGUGCAACGGCGGCGGCGGCUGCGGCUGUGGCUGCUCCAGAGCCAGCUCCGGAGCAAGCUUAAUAUCAAAUUGAAUUAUUUGUAUUUAUUUAUAAUCAAUUAUAAAAUUGUAUAUGUAUAUGUGUAUUAUGGAUCUAUGUAUGUAUGUAUAUAUAUGUGUGUGUCUCUCUAUAUAAAAAUACAUGCAACAACUGUUUUAAUGUUUCA
Drosophila busckii is the source of this 1687-nucleotide messenger RNA. RefSeq names its product SET domain-containing protein SmydA-8 (gene SmydA-9). Bases 74 to 1543 code for a protein of 489 amino acids. The transcript is spliced from 2 exons. NCBI's taxonomy places the organism in Eukaryota, Metazoa, Arthropoda, Insecta, Diptera, Drosophilidae. Gene Ontology annotation, molecular function: protein binding. The record is from RefSeq and is a predicted model, not a curated record.